Molecule: messenger RNA, 2213 nt
Organism: Sphaeramia orbicularis (orbiculate cardinalfish)
Lineage: Eukaryota; Metazoa; Chordata; Actinopteri; Kurtiformes; Apogonidae
Gene: rbm24b
Product: RNA binding motif protein 24b
Exons: 4
Coding region: 267-995 (242 amino acids)
Biological process (GO): positive regulation of myotube differentiation; regulation of alternative mRNA splicing, via spliceosome; mRNA stabilization
Cellular component (GO): nucleus; cytosol
Molecular function (GO): mRNA 3'-UTR binding
Source: RefSeq, a predicted model, not a curated record
GUGGCUGGUCCUGGAUCAGAUGUGGGUGGAGUUAUCUGUGACACACUGACAACUGGGAAACCUCCUGCAUCAGACUAACAGGUGUCCUCUCUCCUCCUCCUCCUCCUCCUCCUCCUCCUCCUCCUCCUCCUCCUCCCGCACAUUGCCGGGGGUCUGCCUGCCUGUCCGCCUCACACACUCUCUCCGUCCACUCAUCUGAACACCUCUACUCUUUAAUCAACCCGAAAACUUUGCAGGAAAUCCUUUUUUUUCUCCACCCUUAAAUAAUGCACUCCGCACAGAAAGACACCACCUUCACCAAGAUCUUCGUGGGAGGUCUUCCUUAUCACACCACGGACUCAAGUCUCAGGAAAUACUUCGAGGUGUUUGGAGACAUCGAGGAGGCUGUUGUCAUCACAGACCGACAGACGGGGAAGUCCAGAGGUUAUGGAUUUGUGACCAUGGCAGACCGGGCCUCAGCUGACCGAGCCUGCAAGGACCCCAACCCUAUUAUAGAUGGCAGGAAAGCCAAUGUGAAUUUGGCCUACCUGGGGGCCAAACCCAGGGUCAUCCAGCCAGGUGAGGGGUCUGACCUUCACGGGUUUACAUUUGGUGUGCCUCAGAUCCACCCAGCCUUCAUCCAAAGACCCUAUGGGAUUCCUGCCCACUAUGUCUACCCUCAGGCCUUUGUUCAACCUAGUGUGGUCAUCCCUCAUGUACAACCUUCUGCUGCUACGGCAACAGCUGCUGCUGCCACUUCCCCAUAUCUUGACUACACUGGAGCUGCAUAUGCUCAGUACUCUGCGGCUGCUGCCACCGCUGCAGCAGCUGCUGCUGCUUAUGAGCAGUAUCCAUAUGCAGCCUCACCUGCACCGACAAGCUACAUGACUACAGCCGGCUAUGGAUAUGCCGUCCAGCAGCCACUCACCACUGCUGCCACUCCAGGAGCAGCUGCUGCAGCUGCAGCCUUCAGCCAGUACCAGCCUCAGCAGCUCCAGACAGAUCGCAUGCAGUAAAGCCAUGGGCACUAACUACCUUAGAAGAAGAGAGCAGAUCCCAUGUUUCAAUGAGGAUGAAGUUAGGAGGAGGAACACAGUAGAGGCUGAAUGAUGAUUGCCACUUACAGGUUUAAAAUUAACAGUCUCUCUACUAAAGAGCCUGAAGAAUCUCUGGAGACAAAGAGACAUAGUAUAUUUUACUCACAGGACAUCAGUAUUUUGUCACCAUUAAACGUGUAAAAACGUAAGAAUAUUUAAUAUUUAUUAAGGAGAAAAAUAUUUAAGGUUAUCUCAGCUAGACUUGCUGGAUGUCAGCUGUUGCUGAAUUUUGUGGAAUUUGAGAUAAAUUCCAGGGGCGUUCAUGUCUUAUAAAUCAGGUGUCUUCCCCAGCAGUUUGAAAACCAACCUCUUGCAUACGAACAGUAUGUUGACAGAAGUACAUCAUCAUGCAGUCAUUGUUGAUAGUGUUGGACCACAAUUUUAUUUUGUGAAGCUAUGCAGAUGAUUAUAGAGAAGUCAAUGUUUAGUUCUAAUUGUUUCCUUUAAUAAUUGUUUGGAGUGAAAUAGAAUAGACAACCUCAUUUUGUUUCCUUUUUAAAAUGGAUUUUCUUGAUUGUGGAUAAGAAAAUACUAAGAUGACAGCUGAAGCUGGUACAAGCACUCACUUUUCUUCCCUUUAAAUUGCACCUCAAGGAAGCCUAGCACGAGGGGAGAAACAUCACUGAAUGUGAAUCUUUCAUUUUGACAAAAUGUUUCAUAAUGUGCCUUUUAAAUUAUACUAUUUAUGUAUUUAUUAUGGAGCCGUACAGUAAUAAACCCUUUUUGUUCAUAUGUUGUAUGGAGCCUAUGGUAGGAUGUGCACAUGUGCUGCUGCAUUUCUAAUGAUCAAGAACAUAUGAUGUUUAUACUUGGCUCAGCAAAGUGCUACACUGUGUAUAAAGAACAAAAUAUGUGUGAAAGCAGCAAAAAGUCAAACCUUUUUUUUUCCUGUUUUCUGUAGAUGAUCCUUUUUUUUCUCUCAAAUAGGUUCUUAAUCUUUUUGCUUUUUAUACUUGACCAGUCGGAUAAAUGAACGUGUGAGAACUUUAACUUUUUCAUGUUUUAUAUUUGAUGUCAUUGGACAUUAAAUAUUUUCUAAUGCAAGGACUUCACCUACUCGACCUUGCAUUUUGUAAUGCAUGACACAAAAUAAUGCAAAUGUUUAAUAUGUGAAAUAAAAGGAAAUAUAUCCUCUCA